Molecule: messenger RNA, 9185 nt
Organism: Homarus americanus (American lobster)
Lineage: Eukaryota; Metazoa; Arthropoda; Malacostraca; Decapoda; Nephropidae
Gene: Tnpo
Product: transportin-1-like
Exons: 22
Coding region: 23-2701 (892 amino acids)
Biological process (GO): protein import into nucleus
Cellular component (GO): cytoplasm; nucleus
Molecular function (GO): nuclear import signal receptor activity; small GTPase binding
Source: RefSeq, a predicted model, not a curated record
GCCUCCCUCACCGGCCCUAAACAUGGGGUGGAAUCCAGACACUGAUGCUUUAACCCAGAUUUUAGGAUUACUACGCGAAUCACAAUCCCCGGACACGGUAGUUCAACAAUCAGUGCAACAGAAACUAGAAGAACUCAACAAAUUCACAGACUUCAACAAAUAUCUUAUAUUUGUCCUCACAAAACUAACUUCCGAAGAUGAACCUACGAGAUCUCUCAGUGGGCUAAUUUUGAAGAAUAAUGUCAAGGCACAUUUUCACCAGUUCCCCCCUGAUGUGGCACAAUUUAUUAAGGCGGAAUGUUUGUCGGCCGUGGGGGAUCCGUCUCCUCUCAUCCGGGCGACGGUGGGCAUCCUCAUCACGACGACAGCAUCCAAAGGCGAACUAUCCACGUGGCCCGAGCUCCUCCCUAGACUAUGCGAGAUGCUGGACUCUGCGGACUACAACGUGUGCGAGGGAGCGUUCGGGGCGCUACAGAAGAUAUGUGAGGACAGCGCUGAAUUCCUAGAGAAGUCCCCCGAUCGGCCGCUAGACUCGCUAAUUCCUAAGUUUCUUCAGUUCUUCAAACACACGUCAUCGAAAAUUAGAUCUCAUGCCAUUGCCUGCGUCAAUCAGUUUAUAAUUAGCAAAACUCAAGCUCUCAUGGCAAACAUUGACCCCUUUCUACAGAAUCUGUUCCACCUGGCGAUGGACGAUGACCCCGACGUGCGGAAGAACGUGUGCCGGGCGCUGGUCAUGUUGCUGGACGCUCACAUCUCCUCCCUCAUUCCUCAUAUGCACAACAUUAUUGAAUAUAUGAUGAUUAGAACACAGGACCCCGACGAGAACGUGGCUCUGGAAGCGUGCGAGUUCUGGCUCUCCCUGGCAGAACACCCCAUCUGUAAAGAGGCCCUCAAGCCGCACCUACCCAAGUUGAUACCCAUCCUAGUCAGGGGGAUGAAGUACUCUGAGAUUGACAUCAUUCUUCUGAAGGGCGACGUGGAGGAGGACGAGAGUGUGCCGGACCGCAGUGAAGACAUCAAGCCCAGGUUCCACAAGUCUAGGCACACGAUCCGACACGAGCCUAUGGAGAACGGUGGCAGCGGAGAGGAGUUCCCCGACGAUGAAUCGGACGACGGCCUGGACGACGAUUCCUCCUUAUCGGACUGGAAUUUGAGAAAGUGCUCGGCGGCUGCCCUAGACGUGCUGGCCAACGUGUUCCGGGAAGAUAUGUUGCCAGUCAUCCUCCCCAUACUGAAGGAGACGCUGUUUCACCAGGAGUGGGAGAUACGCGAAUCGGGAAUCCUCGCUCUAGGGGCUAUCGCAGAAGGGUGUAUGAAUGGUAUGACCCAACACCUGCCUGAGCUGAUCCCUUACCUGAUCAGUUGCCUCCAGGACAGGAAGGCGCUGGUCCGCUCCAUCACCUGCUGGACUCUCUCUCGUUACUGUCACUGGGCGGUGGUGCUCCCCGAUCACACCUUCCUCAAGCCUUUAAUGUAUGAGCUCCUGAAAUGCGUUUUGGACAGCAACAAGCGAGUGCAGGAGGCAGCGUGCUCAGCCUUCGCCACCCUAGAGGAGGAAGCGUGCACGGAGUUAGUCCCUUACCUGGCCGACAUCCUCAAAACAUUAGUCUUUGCUUUUAAGAAAUAUCAGGCCAAAAAUCUGUUGAUACUGUACGACGCAAUUGGGACGUUAGCGGACUCGGUGGGGAACUAUCUGAACAAGGAAGAGUACAUUCAGAUGCUGAUGCCUCCUCUGAUCGAGAAGUGGAACGUACUCAAGGACGAGGAUAAGGACUUGUUCCCCCUACUGGAGUGUCUGUCCAGUGUGGCUACGGCUCUCCAGUCUGGCUUCUUGCCAUAUUGUGGACCAGUGUAUCAGAGGUGUGUGUCCCUAGUGGAGCAAACACUCAAUCAGACAAUGGCUCACGCGCAGAACCCGGGGCAGUUCGAGGCGGCCGAUAAGGACUUCAUGAUAGUGUCCCUUGAUCUGCUGUCGGGACUAGCGGAGGGUCUGAACGGGCAUGUGGGGCAGCUGGUCCAGCAGUCGAACAUCAUGCAGCUGCUGUAUCAGGCCAUGCAGGACCCCAUGCCAGAAGUUAGACAAAGCUCCUUUGCUCUACUCGGUGAUCUGACCAAAGCAUGUUUCCAGUAUGUGGCUCCUUGUAUAUCUGAAUUUAUGCCUAUUCUUGGUCAGAACUUGAACCCUGAGUUAAUAUCAGUGUGCAACAACGCGACCUGGGCCAUAGGUGAAAUUUCAGUUAAACUAGGGCCAGAAAUGCGUGUGUAUAUAAAUCUCGUCCUGAACGACCUGAUCUUCAUCAUUAACAAACCUAACACGCCCAAGACCUUGCUGGAGAACACAGCCAUUACAAUUGGACGCCUAGGCUAUGUGUGCCCCAAUGAAGUGGCCCCCCUGUUGCAACAGUUUAUCAGGCAGUGGUGCAUCUCCUUGCGCAACAUCCGAGACAACGAGGAGAAGGACUCGGCGUUCCGCGGGGUGUGUAACAUGAUCAGCGUCAACCCCGGGGGUGUAGUGGAGGACUUCAUAUUCUUCUGUGAUGCCAUAGCCUCCUGGAUCAACCCCAAGCAAGACCUUAAAGAAAUGUUCCAUAAGAUACUCCACUGUUUCAAGGAACAGGUGGGAGAGGAGAACUGGAAGCGCUUUACGGAACAGUUCCCGCCUCCACUGAAGGAACGCUUGACUCAGCAUUACGGAGUGUGAAGCAGGUGGUGCUGCAAUCAUGUGGAGAUCAGAGCCCAGGAUGAGGGUAUUAGAGUCCUGGCCGAGCUCUGUGGUGUAUGCAGUUAGGAGGCCCAGGUAUCCCCAAAUGGUCGGACCCUGCGAGCCUGGGUGGGGGGAGGGGUUAACUUCUUCUCUCAGCCACUCUCCUCAGCUUGCCCGCCUGCCCGCCCGCCUGCCGUACGGUGUUGUCGCGCUACGAAGAACGCUGGCGAAUAAUUAACCGGACCACCAGGCAGGCGUGGCCGGGGCAAGGAAGAAGUGGGUGCUAGCUAGAGGUGGCUGCCGCGCGCAUCGUCGAGGGAGGGACUUCGCGGACUGGGUGGGAGGGACGCGGAGGGAGGGGGGUGGUCAGCCCCUGGUGGGAGGGACUCCGGGUGGGAGGCUUAGUCCCCAGCACAGAACAUCAACGCCCACCCACGCGCCCGUCUGCCGGCCUCGCCCUACCCGGACGUGGAGGCGGACGGGCGCGUGGGUGUAACACAUAGAGGCUGCUCCACUCGGUCUAUGCACUCCUGCCACGCACCACGUCACCUCUUGUGCAGGUGGCGAUGGUCUGUAUUAUGUAAGAUAUGUAAAUACGUGGAAGCUUUUAUUUUCUACAUGAUCACGUACUGUAAUAAGUCUUUCCUUGUGCCAAUCAUGGUAUCCAUGACCAUAUUUUCUCACAAGUCAUUGCUGUUUAGGUCAUGUAUUAAUGAUUUUUAUUUUAUCUUGUUUAUCCCCAUGUAAGCAGUGAGGGCAAGAUUCCUACUGCAGGGUGGCAGGAGUGAUAGAGGGAGUGUGAAGUAGCGUGUGCCUCUCAACAGUAAUUCUACCAGCCUGGGGCUUCUACUGUCGCUUGUGUGUUGGAAUAACCAAAACUCUACCCCAAUAUGGUGCUACUUUGACUUUGCUCGGGUGUCUGUAUGAACGGCAGACGACCCCGAUUUAAUUGUAGAUUAUCAGCGGUGACGGCUAGGCCGGCGACGUCACCGGUCACCGCAUCCGUAAAGACUCAAUACGGCGUUUAAGACGUCUCUAUUAUUCUUUAUGCGGUCCGGCGCGAUGUCUCUGGCGUAGUGAGAAGCGGCUUCAGUAGGCUUGAGUGGUGCUCAGGCUGGUGGCUAUACUGUGCCUUAGUGGUUUAACCUUCAGUAACAGGAUCCAGCCAAAGGGUUCAUAUCAGCAGUCAAGUCGCUUAGUCACUUGCAGUUUUUUGACAGUGCCGCAGACACUUAUGCUUUCCCUCGUGGGGGUCGUGUUGCCGAAGGGUAAACCACAACUUGUUUUCCCAGUGCACACAUAGGACUUAAUGGAAACGACUGUGAUCAUAGUGAUUUCUUUGAUUUUUGUACUGUUAUGCAAAGUAAGUUAAAUAUCACUUUUUUCUCUGAAAGUCUCUACAUUUGAAUCAUUGAUAGGUGGGAUACAUGCUGUGCAAUAGAUGUUUAUGAGUGGGGCAUGUUGUGGGUGGCUGAAAAUAAUGUUAGUAUUAUUUAUAGAACAGGGGGACCUUACCUGUACUAGAGGGGGGGGGGGUUAGGGUCACACACAUUUUAAACCCAACACAAUACAAAAUUAUUAGGUUUAAGAGCCAAAGAGAGUUAUAUGCAGCAUUUCUCCAGACCAUUUUCACAUUUAAGUCACCUUCCAGAGAUAAACAUAUCAACUUUGUAUACACACAAAACUCUUUGGUUCUUGGUACGGGGGCUGAACAAGAUAUCAUAUUUUAAAAGUAUAUGAAACUAUAUAGGCUAUGGGCUAAUACUAAGGGGCAUUUUUUUUUUUUUUUAUUGGUUCAUUCUGAUUUUUCUCUGUUUUGAGAAGCAGGAACCAUCGGGGGCAAAAAAUAAGAAAAAUAAUAUAUCCUUAUGGGGCAUCUUCAAAGUUUCUGGGUUCAACGUUUUGAAAACCGUAAAUUCUGUAGGGGUCGAGUUGGCAGUCAGAGCACGGGCUAAUAGGUAAUAACGAUAUAUAUCUCUUUUUUUUAUUAUAAUAUUUUUUUUUCUGUAGGUGCAUCCAUGUGUAUUUGGAUCGUAGCAAACCUCCGAGAUCACCGUGCUGUGACUGUCGGCGUCGAGCCUGGUAGCAGUUUGUUUGGUGUAUCUGUAGGCGAAAUAUUGUCAUAGUAGUGUUGUUAAUUGCAGUGUUUCUUGCAUGCCCUCAGUAUGUCAUAUAAGUACUACUUGCAUAUGUAUCGGUGAUUUGUUAGUCGGGUACCGGGCAACGAGAAAGAGCUAGAGAUUCCGCGUCCUCGCCCGCCGUACGUCGGGGGAGACGAUGCCCCUCCCGUCGAUCGUCCCCGCGAAGCCAUUUAAACCGGAGUUGGGUCGCGUAACGUACGAGCACGGUACGGGAACGUUCGAAUAUAUUUGCGAUUAAACAAAAAAAAUGAAUCUAUUAACCCGAGUCUCUAUGGAAGAAUAUUUGUCUGAUUUUGAGGCGAUCUGCUCCUGGUUUCAAUGUUCGGACGGGACUACCGACGGCAGCGACGUUUACUCUCCGACGCGUCCACCAGCCGCUCCAAUGCAUGAUCUAUUUUGCAGAAAUAUUAAGUUGUAGAAGGGAGAAAUUUGUGAAAGGUUUGGGAUAAGAUAUUAGUUUCUCUUAACAUUUUAAAACUUUUAUAAACUUUCAUUAUUGAUGAACAUUUCCCGAUUACCCAAAUUUGUUUACAUAUAUAAAAAAAAAAUUACCACGUAGAAAUGAAAACCAACCGUCAAAAAACGACCAAUUCAUCGAGCGAUCGGAGUCAUUUCAAUAAACAAACAUUUUGGUCCACUGUAUAGGAAUGGAUAACACUGUCCCAAACUUUGCCUCCCCUCCCCCUAACUGUUUGGAGUCUGGUCGGGUCGUGUACGGCGGCGACGGAUGGACUUUUGCCUACCAUUAUGAAGAGAUAAACUGUGUCACUGCUGCUUCCUCCUCUCACUGCUCGGGGCCCGGUCGAGCCUUUGAGGGGCCCCUGACCACGAGCAGCGGGGCCUGAAAACUUUUAUCUUGUUUUGUACCUUUAUUGGUAUUUAAAGUUCUUGAUGAUUAUUUCCUUUCCCCCCUCUCUCUCUCCCUCCCUCCCUCCAAGUAUGUUUGAUUUUUUCAUCUCUCCUCCCCUCUCCCUUUCUUUCCUCAAAUUCCUCCCCAGAUAUUAUCUUUCUGUUGUGGUAUAUAUACAGUCUUGCCUAUAUAUAUAUUUAGUUACCAACCUUGUGUGUUGUGUCUCUCCAAACGUUUCAGGCCCUGAGAGAGAGUUUUAGCAGUGAUGUUGGAACCUUCUUGGGAGUAUCAACAAAAUGCAUGCAUAACCAUUUAGUGUAUAACUAUGAUCUUGGUGUAGCCCCAAUCUUGCCCAAUUCUAGCUGCCCAAAAUUGUAAAAUCAUGAAAUACAACCUUCUGAUGUUCUGAUGAUUUCCUUGUGAUAGGGAAAAAAAAAGGAAUUAUUUUUCUCUUCCUAUCUUGGCUGCUUAUAUUGUAUAGCUGCCAUGGUUUUUUGAGCAUUAUUUUGGUAUGAUCCUAAACUUAGAUUGGUAAUAAGGAUGAAGUUUGUCACCCUUUUUGGAGCUCUGUCUGUUUUGUCCUAGACUGUGCCUUAAAGUUGUAAUAUUCCCCUGACAGUCAAUUGGUUUAUUUGUUCGCUCUCUGUGAACACAUUGCAUGCCAGUGUUGAUAGUUGCGCCAUUAACUGAAAAAUGACAUGGGCUGGUGUGCUCGGAGGGACGUCUCCGGAGUUCCGGACGCGUCCGCUCCGAGCGGAGUCAAACCGGCAUUUACUAACGGCCGAGCGAUGGCGUCACGCACACCUAUGCAUCUUAUUUACGGCUCGGGGUUGAGGCUCGAGGGGAUCUGGUAGAGCCGGCACUGCGUGUGUCUCGGGCGAGAGAUGGAGGUGUUUGCUGCAAUAAGAAGGAAAGUUUCUAUCCAUUUUAUCACCUUGCAAUAUGAUUCUCAUUUGUGAUAGGCCCAGUCAAAUGACUAUGCGACAGGAUAGGAAAAUUUGCUAGGCUGAUUAUCGUGUCAUUUGGCAGUUAGGAUGUCGCCGUUCCGGGCGUCCCGGCGCCUCUUAACUAGCGGCUAGGAAAAUUGUUAGGUCGAAGCGCCGCGGACGCCGGAGACCAUUAUCAGAGCGUCUCUCAAAUAUUGCGGAUAGGUUCAGGAUAGGUCGUAGGAGUAGGGAGGGAUGGAGUGGUCAGAGACACGAGCUAUGGCUAGGUAAAAGUUAGGAGCCGGGUGGGUGCUCAGUCAGUCUGUACACCGGCACUAGUGUCACCUUCACCUUUAUUAACAUCAUUUUAAUGUUUAAUCAUUCAGGUGGAUGUUCAUAAUAUGGAGUUGUCACUAAUGGCGUUGUACAGUUAAUUUUAUUAUUUAAUUUAUUGUUCACUCUGUUGAGUGGAUGGAGGGUGUGUGUAUGACAGCUGUAUCUUUGGAUGAUUGAUUCUUCUCCACGAAUUCGUGUUUUACGAAUUUAUUUUAAUGCGGGUGUUCUCUUAGUUUCUGAUCGUGCUCAGUGAUGAUAAGAGUUUAAUAGUUAUGGUUUUAACUAGUCAUUAAUAUGUUAGGGAUAUAAUACAGUCUUAUACUAUUUUUAUUUCAGAUGUUAUUAGGAGUUAGGUUAAUUUUAUCCUAUAUUUUGCUCAUUUGCUGAUGUUCUAGUACAAAUAUUGUUGUUGAUAUCAAUUUUUAAUGAUGUUUUGAGACGAGCGAGGAAACCUCCCGGGUUGUUAACCCCGAGCCUACGAGUGCGUCCGUUGAAGAAGAACGCGGCGGAGUCGUCUCUCCACUGUUGCGUAGACCCGUCGGUGGGUCCCCUCUGCCCGACCAUGUUUUCUUGUACAAAUUGUUGGUUUUUGCUGUGAUAGACGUAAAUCCUGAUUUGUAAAUCCAUUGUGAUAUGAUCUUUGCACAAAUCUAGGCUUGAGUGGUAGGAUUCUCUUUUGAUAGGGCUUGUUGGUGGUUAUUGUAGUCUGUGGUUAUUGUGCACCCUCAGAGGACUACCUUGUUGCCAUACAUUCAUUGUAAUAUAUUGUACAUAGGAAGAUUUAUUUUUUUGUUUAUAUCACUUGGCGCAGUUCUGUCUCACCCUUUCUUUACACACGUACAUCCUGUAAUUUUUUAACACGUCUCUUUCCGCUUGUUUCGCCGUAGGUUAGGGACUCUCGUGGCGUAUUCCAUUAGAUCUUUAUUAUUUUGAUAGUUAUUACGGUCGUGGGCGUCGGCGCGGUGUCCGUCCCGUCCCGGGCAACCGGCCGGCGGACGGGAUGUCGCGUCGGCGCCCGAGUAUUUAUUGUUAUUACCCGUCGACUCGGCCUCGGUAUGUGAAGUAUGGUAGUGUUAUUGUUUGUUGGAGUCACUGACACGGUCGCCACACAUACUACAGUUAAGGUUUGCCAGGGCUUUUUAGCAGUUGCGAGUUUUUGUGUCUAGGAUUUUGAAUAACCUGACAGGCUAUAAGGAUCUAUUGUUAUCUCUUUUAUACUAAAUACUUAUAACUGUAUUAGUACCCAAGUAACUUUGUUUGUACAUUAAGAAUUCCAUUUCACUUGCGGGCAGAGACGUAGAUACGGCGACCCCCCGACGGCUACCUCAUAAAUCUUUCCUCGAGCUGUGUAACUUGUACUCUUUUAUAAAGAAUUUUGUAAGAUAACGUAGGUAUCCAACAACAGAUGUCGGUUUAAUUUUUAUUUUAUUUUUUUCUCGAGAUGCAAAGGUGUCGGGUGAUCUGGCCAAAAAGAGUUCUCCCAUGUUUGUGUUUUUUACAAUUUAUCGAGUUGUGAAAAUAUUCGAGCCAAUGUUUUAUUUUCACGAUUGUUCUUAGGAAAAUGCCAAAAUUCAUUUAAAAAAAGGGAUAAAGGUUUAUUUUACCCUGAUUGCGGGGAUUGUUUGUUUUAAACGCCUGUCGACCAUGGUACAUUAUUUUCUGUAAAAGUCUUCCUGUGAAUUAAAUCAAAGAUGUCAACAGAGACAGGUCAAGUGUUUUUAUAACUUUUAGUUCUAUUUGUGAAAAGAAUUUCUCCGAGUUGGCUCCAUUUGCAUUGUGUGUAACGUAAUUCGACUACGACUUGGGAGGAUUCACGUCACGCAGGUGUUACGAGAAAAUCAGCCAUGUCGCAUUUCCUAUCGCUGUGGUGAGGGAGUAAGAGGGGGGGGGGACAGCUGGGGCCCCACAAGUGAUGUAAUCCCUUCCACCAAUAAUAAUUUUGUGCUCAGGGAAUCACUGCUCUUUGAUUAUUAAGUAAAGGGGGAUUUUCUGGGAUGAGAAUUAGAGGGGGAUUGGAAUUGGUACACGGUAUUAAAACUCCGUUGUAGGGAUUUUUACGAUAGGGAUCUUAAAAGUUAAUGGAUAAUUUUUAACUCGAAUGUUUUUAAUGCUGUUGACGUGGAGGGAUGCAGGUCACCGGGUCCCACAGCUGUUAACGCCUCCGCCUUACCCUAGUAUUCACUGUGUUGUUAAAAGUAGUGGUGCAUCAGUAUAAAUGGAAUGGUGAA